Molecule: messenger RNA, 1598 nt
Organism: Andrographis paniculata
Lineage: Eukaryota; Viridiplantae; Streptophyta; Magnoliopsida; Lamiales; Acanthaceae
Product: pentatricopeptide repeat-containing protein At5g08510
Exons: 2
Coding region: 1-1560 (519 amino acids)
Biological process (GO): RNA modification
Molecular function (GO): protein binding; RNA binding
Source: RefSeq, a predicted model, not a curated record
AUGAAACAACUCAAACAAGUGCACGCGCAUAUGUUGAGAAAUGGCACCAACUUUACAAAAUUCUUGAUCACCAAGCUCCUGGAAAUUCCUCAAAUUGGAUACGCCCACAAGGUGUUCGACAAUACGCCCCAACCAACACUCUUCCUCUACAACAAGCUCAUCCAGGCCUACGCUUCUCACGGACCUCAUUUCCACUGUUUCUCUCUCUAUACCCAAAUUCUUCUUCGUCGUCGCUGCUUGUCCCCCAAUCCACACACCUUCGCCUUCCUCUUUACCGCCUGCACUGCUCUGUCCAAUCCUUCCCAAGGCCAGAUGCUCCACUCCCAUUUGGUUGAAUUCGGGCUCGAUGGCGAUGUCUACGCAAUUACAUCGUUGGUCGACAUGUACGCUAAGAUGGGUCUGCUGCCGCUCGCGAGGAAACUGUUUGAUGAAACGACUGCUAAGGAUGUGGCCACUUGGAAUUGCUUGAUCGCUGCGCAUACUAGACGCGGGGAUUUGGAGGAAGCUCUGCGUUUGUUCUCAGCUAUGCCGUCGAAGAAUGUGAUUUCAUGGACUGCUCUGAUAUCGGGGUACUCACAGAACGGUAAAUACAGGGAGGCAUUGGAGAUGUAUCUGGAAAUGGUGAGGGAGGGAAAUGUGAAGCCGAAUGAUGUUACCAUAGCAAGUGUUCUUCCGGCGUGUGCGAAUCUCGGGGCAUUGGAGGCUGGACGGAGAAUCGAGGCUUAUGCUCGAGCUAAUGGUUACUCGAACAAUCCAUUCGUCUGCAAUGCCGUGCUGGAGAUGUAUGCAAGAUGUGGUUUAAUCGAGGAAGCAAUGCAGGUGUUUGAUCAAAUUGGUGGAAAUAGAAAUUUAUGUUCUUGGAACACCAUGAUCAUGGGGUUAGCUGUCCAUGGAAGAUGGGAGGAUGCUCUCGAUUUUUUUGAUCAAAUGCUGAGAAUAGGGUUGAAUCCAGACGACGUAACAUUUGUCGGCGCAAUCCUUGCGUGCGUGCACGGGGGCAUGGUUAAGAAAGGGCGCGACAUGUUCAAUUCCAUGGAGAAAAGGUAUUCAAUUAGUCCGAAGAUAGAGCACUACGGAUGCAUGGUUGAUCUUCUUGGCCGUGCCGGAUGUCUGCGUGAAGCUUAUGAGCUGAUAAAGAGUAUGCCAAUGGCUGCUGAUUCGGUGGUGUGGGGAGCAUUGCUCGGGGCAUGCAGUUUUCACGGCGAGGUUGAGUUAGCUGAGAAAGCUGCGGAGGCACUGUCUGUGCUGGAGCCAUGGAAUGUUGGGAAUUAUGUGAUCCUUUCGAAUAUUUAUGCGAAAGCUGGGAGAUGGGAAGGAGUUGCGAAGAUGAGGAAGAUGAUGAAAAGAUCGAGCGAUGCAAAAGCAGCAGGGCAUAGCUUGAUCGAGGAAGGAGGAGGCAGAAUCCAUAGAUUCUUUGUGGAGGAUAGGUCUCAUCCGAGAUGCAGACAGAUAUUUGCAGUGUUGGAUCAUGUUACAGAUGAAAUUAGAUUUGAUCAUGGAAAAUUGAUGAGCUUGAAUUCCAUUAUUGAGGAAAUAGAAAUCAUGGAACUUGCAGCUUGAUUAAUUACCUUUGCACUUGUUUGUGUUGCAUUAUUAUU